GCCGCGACACGUUUCGGUUCGUUACUAGUUUACUUCCCGCGGGACUCCGUGACCGUUAAGUGAUUAGAAAUAAUGGAUUCGGGCAAAUCAAACCCCCCGUCAUAUGAACAGACCCUUGAGCCGAUUCCAUCUUCGUAUCCUCAUCAGCAGACUCAGCCGACUUUUCGCAUGGAACCGGUGAUGCAACCGAAAACGACCGUCAUCGUAACGGCACCGUCCGUGGGACCGGACCCGUCCACCAUCGUGUGUCCCUCGUGUCGCGCCACUGUCGUCACCCGGCUGGAGUACGAAACGACAACCCGAACGCACGUGUGCGCCGCCAUUCUGUGUCUGUUCAUCUGCUGGCCCUGUGUCUGCAUUCCGUACUGCUCGACUUCGUGCCGAGACGCAAACCACUACUGCCCGAAUUGUGGUUCGUUCAUCGGAACCUACCGAAAGUGAACGAGGGCGAAGCCGAGCCGAGAGUUUCGCUUUUAUCAUUGGAAGCUUCUGCUGAGAGCUUUUCGAUUAUUUAUGCUUUCACAUCGUCAAAAGCUUGCCUACUACUAUCCAUAUCUAACUGCUCUAAUCUAGACUAACUGUUCGAAAAUUUUAAACUAGCAAUAAUUAAAUAAAAAAUAAAUCACUUUGUCGUUGAUGUUGCAAGAUUGGUGUUUGGCGGGGAGGGCAAAUAAAUGUUGCCCACUUUAGUGAUGGAGAGCUAUGAUUUUGUUUCUCCAAAACUAGGAUGGAACAUAUGGUCCGUCGAAGAGAAGGAAAAAAAAUGAACAAGCGAUGAUGCAACGCACCAACUCGCUGAGCUAACGCAACAUACCUACGCUAGCAUACAUGUGUAUACUUAUCUACUUAUAUGAAUAGAGA
This is a messenger RNA of Uranotaenia lowii, 861 nucleotides long. Its product is annotated as lipopolysaccharide-induced tumor necrosis factor-alpha factor homolog. NCBI's taxonomy places the organism in Eukaryota, Metazoa, Arthropoda, Insecta, Diptera, Culicidae. The coding region runs from base 73 to 441 and encodes 122 amino acids. The record is from RefSeq and is a predicted model, not a curated record. Gene Ontology annotation, molecular function: zinc ion binding. The transcript is spliced from 3 exons.